Messenger RNA from Racocetra persica, 224 nucleotides. The record is from the annotation of a GenBank genome assembly. NCBI's taxonomy places the organism in Eukaryota, Fungi, Glomeromycota, Glomeromycetes, Diversisporales, Gigasporaceae.
UGGCACCACCAUCACCAAGAAUGGCACCAAGAAUACCACCACCGAAAGCAGCACCAAAAGUGGCACCAAGAGCACCACCACCAAAAGCGGCACCAAAAGCAUCACCACCAAAAGUAGCACCAAGAGCACCACCACCAAAAGCAGCACCAAAAGCACCACCACCACCAAGAGUGGCACCAAGAGCACCACCACCAAGAGUGGCACCAAAAGCACCACCAUCAAGA